Messenger RNA from Trichoplax adhaerens, 1149 nucleotides. RefSeq lists its product as uncharacterized. Gene Ontology annotation, cellular component: preribosome, large subunit precursor. The coding region runs from base 1 to 1149 and encodes 382 amino acids. Gene Ontology annotation, molecular function: nucleic acid binding; zinc ion binding. Gene Ontology annotation, biological process: ribosomal large subunit biogenesis. The transcript has 3 exons. NCBI's taxonomy places the organism in Eukaryota, Metazoa, Placozoa, Uniplacotomia, Trichoplacea, Trichoplacidae. The record is from RefSeq and is a predicted model, not a curated record.
AUGGAAAUACAAGAGGAUUCUUCAUCCGACAUCUCGGCAAAUAGGAACAAGAAAUAUACAUGCCUGGCAUGCGGUAUAGCUUUUCGUGAAGCAGAGCUGCAACGCGCUCAUUAUAAAUCGGAUUGGCACCGGUACAAUUUAAAGCGCAAGGUAGCUAAUAUGCCAGCAGUAACAGCUGCAGAUUUUCAAGUUCGGGUAUUAGCAGCCAGGGAUCGAGCUCAAAAUGAAGUCAAUCAACAGAAUCAUGGUUAUGCUUGUAAUUCCUGUAAGAAAUAUUUUAACAACCAAUCCACUUUAGAAAAUCAUUUAAAAUCAAAAAAACACCGCGAUUAUGUGUUGAAAUCAAAGUCGAAAAGAACUGAUGAAACAAAAACUGAAAACCAUCAAGAAAAAUCCAGCGUGGAAGAAGAGCGUCAAGAAGAAAGUCAUGACGAGGAGGAAAUUGAAGAAUACCAAUUAACGAUUAAUGAUUGCUUAUUUUGUUCACAUGAAAGUGUUAAUCUCCAGUCCAAUUUACGACAUAUGAUGCGAUCGCACAGUUUUUUUAUACCCAAUAUCCAAUACUUAACGAAUAUUGAAGGCUUUAUGGAAUAUUUAUGUCAAAAGAUAUCAAUUGGAUGCGAGUGUUUAUAUUGCAACGAUAAAGGAAAGGCAUUUCAGACCUUAGAAGCGGUGAAAAAUCACAUGCUUGACAAAGGACAUUGUAAAUUUUCCGAUGAUGAAGAAUCAAUGCUUGAAUAUUCCGACUUCUACGAUUUUAGUAGUAGUUAUCCAGACCAUGUAGAAGGCGAUGAAGAUGAAGACGUUGCUGCUGUUGCUAAAGACAUUCAGUUAUCUGAUGAUGGCAUGACGCUGAUACUACCCAACGGAAAUCGUAUAGGCCAUCGAUCAUUAAGAGUAUUUUAUAAGCAACAAUUUUCCAAUCUUCCAGCCAUGACGCCUGCUGAAAAACGAGCAAUUAAGAGUAACUUGAUGUCUCAGUACCAAGUAAUAGGAUGGAAUACUACUGCUGCUCUAUCAAAGUCAUUUAUAAAGCGACAUAACAAAGUCCGUGAAAUUAGUCAAAAGAUUAAAUCCAAGGAUGCAACAAGGCUAGCAGUCAAAGCUAAUAAAUUCCAAUUUCAUUUUAGGUGUCAAAUUGAUUUUUAA